UUUCUUCCAUUUGUUUCACGCGUGCUUUCUUAACACAUCUUCAUUCCCAGCUGUAGAACAAAUCGACAUCAGCUGGGUUUGCAUCAAGUAGCACCUUGGUGACCAAACGUAGUGGAAUUUGAAGCAAACUUCGGCGUGCGUUCUGCAAAGUGAAGGCUAUUCGUGCAAACCUGCCAAAUAUCUCUUUUGUCGCGGCGAGGCACGCGACAAAGGGGCGAUAACAGUACAUCGAACCCCGGCUAACAAAGAGGUCUUUUUCUCAACGUCAACAUUUUUCCUCCAUAUUCCCUAGUGAUGAGUCAUGUGUCCGUGGAGAAUGUCCAUGGUCUAGAACAACAGCUUGCUGUCCUAGACUUGAAUGUGGCAGACGGACAAGGUGGUGGCACCAACAGAAGAUACAUUCCUCCACAUUUACGGAACAAAGAUGGUCCUAAAAAUGGAGGAAAUGUGUUUGCUGCCAGGGCAGGCUACACCAUCGCACCUGCCGCCGCCUUUGGCUGGGAUGGGGCCCGCGGCAACUUUGUCAAUGGCUACCAUGACAACCGUAUGACUGGCGGGAACACUUACAAUCGUGGCCCGCCUCGCAUGGAACGGGGCCGAGGGGGCAUGGGCGGAGGCGGCUAUCGUGGCAACAGAGGUGGAUCCUUCAAUCCCAUCAACCCUGCUCAGUCAAUGGGCUUCGGGUUGUAUGAAAGCAAAGACGCUGGCGGUUGGAACACUGCCAAGGAUGCCUACAGCAGCUUCGGAAACAAUCGAGGAAAAUCUGCUUUCUUUAAUGACAGAAGCAAUGCAAAUCGUGGACGGUUUGACCAUGGUGGGUAUAGCGGCGGCGGAAACAGCCGCUGGGUGGAAGAGGCCUGCACUGAUGGAGACUGGUCCAAACCAACACCCCUCAAUGAGCGACUUGAACAUGAGUUGUUCUCCGGCAGCAACACUGGGAUUAAUUUUGAGAAAUAUGAUGACAUUCCUGUUGAGGCCACUGGACAGAAUUGCCCUCAUCACAUCGAGAGUUUCCAGGACAUAGACAUGGGUGAGAUUAUCAUGGGCAACAUUGCGCUGAGCCGCUACACCCGACCAACCCCUGUCCAGAAAUAUGCCAUUCCAAUCGUCAAGUCCAAGCGAGACCUCAUGGCCUGCGCACAGACAGGUUCUGGGAAGACAGCGGCAUUCCUGCUGCCAGUUCUCAGCCAAAUCUACGCCGAGGGACCAGGAGAUGCUCUGAAUGCAGCGAAAGCCUCUGGGCAGGAGAAUGGAAAAUAUGGCCGUCGCAAGCAGUACCCCAUUUCGCUGGUCCUUGCCCCUACUCGAGAGCUAGCUCUACAGAUAUAUGAUGAAGCCAGGAAGUUUUCAUACCGAUCCAGAGUCCGCCCCUGUGUCGUGUAUGGCGGAGCAGAUAUUGGCCAGCAGAUCCGAGAUCUCGAGAGAGGAUGUCACCUACUGGUGGCUACCCCGGGAAGACUCGUGGACAUGAUGGAGAGGGGCAAGAUUGGACUAGACUACUGCAAGUACCUUGUCCUGGAUGAAGCGGAUCGCAUGCUGGACAUGGGCUUUGAGCCUCAGAUACGGCGCAUCGUUGAACAGGACACCAUGCCUCCGAAAGGCAACCGGCAGACCAUGAUGUUCAGCGCCACCUUUCCCAAAGAAAUACAGAUCCUGGCCAGGGAUUUCCUGGAUGACUACAUCUUCCUGGCAGUGGGACGAGUGGGCUCCACCUCAGAGAACAUCACUCAGAAGGUGGUUUGGGUGGAAGAGAGCGACAAGAGGUCUUUUCUCCUGGACCUGCUCAGUGCCACAGUCAUCCCCAGCGAAGUGCAGGACAAUGCUGGAGAGAACAUGGAGAAGCCUGGCAAGGACUCACUGACUCUGGUUUUUGUGGAGACCAAAAAAGGCGCAGACGCCUUGGAGGACUUCCUGUACCGGGAAGGUUACGCCUGCACCAGCAUCCACGGCGAUCGUUCCCAGAGGGACCGAGAGGAGGCCCUGAACCAGUUUCGAUCUGGAAAGUGCCCCAUCCUGGUGGCUACUGCUGUUGCAGCUCGUGGUCUUGACAUCUCCAAUGUGAAACAUGUUAUUAACUUCGACCUGCCAAGUGACAUUGAAGAGUAUGUUCACCGCAUUGGACGCACAGGACGAGUAGGAAACCUGGGACUGGCCACCUCGUUCUUCAACGACAAGAAUGGGAACAUCACGAAAGACCUACUGGACAUCCUGGUGGAAGCCAAACAGGAAGUUCCUUCAUGGCUCGAGAGCCUGGCUUAUGAGCACCAGCAUAAGAGCAGCAACCGCGGACGCUCUAAGAGGUUCGCUGGUGGUUUUGGAGCGCGUGACUAUCGUCAGACGGCCGCCGGAGGCAACGCCGGAGGCUUUGGAGCGCGCGGUGUUCGGAACCAAGUGGGACAUGGAGGAGCCCGUGGCUUUGCAGCAGGUGGCUUUGGAACCUUCUACACAAGCGACGGCUACGGCGGCAACUACUCACAUUCUCAAGUCGACUGGUGGGGCAACUAGACUCUUAGUUCUCUCUCUCUCUCAUCCACAUAUUUUGUCCCCUCCCCACUCAGCUCUUUUCCUUUCUCAACUCUGCUGUCUUCACCCCAUCUGCCGCCCUAGUCAACAUUUAGAACCUAUGUGCAUGCGAUUAUAAAUAUACUCAUAAUACAGCACCCCCACGACAUCCCUGGACAGUGUAAUCUAAAUUUAAAAUCUCACAACACACGGAAAAGCGAUUCUUCCAUUUGGUUAUUUUACUAGAUUCCUGCCGCGGGACGCUUUCUUUGUGGCACUUUUCAUAUUUGAAUUUUGGCUCCAUGUUUUUUACUGCCUUCACUCAAUCGCAAAGGCUUCCAGUGAGUCUCUCCGCACCCACGUGUCGUCUUUGUGUUUAAUGCAUGUCCGGCGUAUGAGGGAAGAAAAAAAAAACAGCACUGAGACAUGAAACAAAUUCCAACAUCGGAACUGGCUGAGGCCUCCGCUGGUAAGAGAGGCCACAAAUCUUGCUCUUAGUUUUUUGUUUUAACCUUUUCUUUUAAUUGAAGUGCAGAUGUGCACAGGUCUUGGAAAGAUGUCUGAGGAGACCCAGAAAAUAAUGGGAUGGAAUUUGGAUUGCUAGCAAGCAUUGUUGCCCAUCACUUGAAAUGUCAGCUAACAGAAUCAUAGGACUUUUGCUUUACUUGGCAAAAAUAACAAGGUAAGAUCAUUUGUUUCUGUACUGUGCCUUUCAGAAUUCGAGCAUUGGCUUUUCUUAGUUCUGUUCUGUGAGAAACAUACUUUAUGUCAUGUAUUGGUUUGUUAUCUUGAUUUCUCUUUGGAAGGAAACAAGCUAGACUUGAACUAAAUCAAACCUUGGCAAAACAAAACUAAACUGAACUUGGUAAAACUGCCAUGAGGAAACUCAAACGCGGUUCCUCAUGAUCUGAUACGGUUCUUAAAAGCAUCAAACCUCUCGUGGUAGGCUUUGUGCUUCUAGAAAUCACAUGUCAGUCCUGCAGCUCUACUUUGAGCUUGAAGUCAAGAAGUUCCUCGCAUAGUUGCCAAAAGUUGGUAUUUCAGUAACUGGGCUGCUGACGGACUAAGCAGUGCGGCAAACUCAAAGGAUGGGUUUUAUUUUUCCUUCCUCCUCACCCCUCUUCAAUCAAAUGCAGACCGACCUUGCUGCCUCGGUAAGGACAAUAAAUUCCAACCAUCAGUGCCCAUGUCUGUUGUGCCAACUCUUGGCAUCCCUAUGCUCCCGGGAACCUGACUCUGCCUCCACCCACAAACUUUGAAGCCCUUUUUGGCCGAAAGCAUCUUUCAAGGGGAAACCCAACUAAAAAGACUCAGAGAUCCAAAAUUCCCUGCUCACUCUAUCCUGGAGAGUCACAUAAAGAGUUUUCUCUUUAAAAAGAAAAAGAAAAAAAAAAAAAACAUCAUUCCAGUAUUGCUUUGAGUGUUUUGGGAUUAGUUGCAGUCGGGGAUGAAUGCAUACAUCGGGCCCAAGUGUUUCCCAGCAGGGCAGCAGAGGCUUGGAGGGGAGUAAUAAGACAAACAUGAGGAAAGCGAUUGUUUCCUUUUCAAGGUUUGAGAUAUGGGGCCCAGUCUCUUUUUCCAAACUGCACUGUGAUAAUGGCGAUCAUGAUAAUGAGCCACAUGGCGACUUGCCCCGCUAGACCUCAGAACACAGUAAAACGAGGACUUGCCACAUUUGCACUCGGCCCUGCUGUGGAACCAGACCGUGUUUACGAAAACUCCACCACCUUGCGUUUGGGAGUGUAGCGGUAAAAGUCAAGGUGCAAAUUUGUUUUAUUUACAUGGAGAUCUUAAAGGAAUUCACAUGUAGAUAACCUGUAAAUAGUUGAAAAUUGUUUGCGUGGAAAUUUGCUUGUUAACUCAGUACUGGGAUGGACGUUGUCCUGAGAGAGAGGAGUUCACUGGACAAUUUGAUUCCAAUAGAUUUUCUCGCAAAAUUGCCCAUGCAGCAAAAAAAUGGACUCGGACAUAUGCAAGUGUUGUUGUUUUUUUUUGGUCAAGCAAUUUAGACAUGCAAAAACAAGUUUAGCAGGUUUUUAGUUGAUGCUGAUUUGUCUUUCUUUUUACCCCCUUUUGUGUGCGUGUGUGUGUGUGUGUGUGUGGGUUUUUUUUUUUGUUUUGUUUUUUUUUGGGAUCUGUGUUACACUGGGAGCUAGUGUUGUGUAGUUUGUUGGGAGGUCACAUUCAAUAUAGUAAAAAGUCCCUAAAAGCAGCAUUUAGUUUCCGGGCAAUGGGAGAGCUCAUGCACAUCAUAAUGAAUCCCAUGAAACGAGGUUCUCCCCUUCUCUAGUGGCGAGAUGAGAUGUGCUCAAGGACAGACCGAUUCUGUCUGCAUGUUGUUUUUACGGGCUGAAGUCUUUGUGGUUAAGCUGCAGUAGGUUUCGACCUGAGGGGCUGUCAUGUGAGUGCUGCUCACUUGACACCGAGUAGACUGUAGGCUUGCAUCUGACAAUCAGUUCAGGACUUCAUUGUCGUUUCGUCAGUCACGCCCCCUG
This is a messenger RNA of Hippocampus comes (tiger tail seahorse), 4997 nucleotides long. RefSeq names its product ATP-dependent RNA helicase DDX3X-like. The record is from RefSeq and is a predicted model, not a curated record. The transcript is spliced from 21 exons. The coding region runs from base 295 to 2505 and encodes 736 amino acids. Gene Ontology annotation, molecular function: RNA helicase activity; nucleic acid binding; ATP binding. Lineage: Eukaryota; Metazoa; Chordata; Actinopteri; Syngnathiformes; Syngnathidae.